Ctenocephalides felis (cat flea) is the source of this 1112-nucleotide messenger RNA. RefSeq names its product lipid droplet-associated hydrolase (gene sturkopf). The record is from RefSeq and is a predicted model, not a curated record. Gene Ontology annotation, cellular component: lipid droplet. Gene Ontology annotation, biological process: lipid storage. Bases 168 to 1097 code for a protein of 309 amino acids. The transcript is spliced from 4 exons. Gene Ontology annotation, molecular function: lipase activity. NCBI's taxonomy places the organism in Eukaryota, Metazoa, Arthropoda, Insecta, Siphonaptera, Pulicidae.
GAUUGUGAAAUUGUCGUCGUAAACAAUAACAAAUAAAAUCAAUACAAUGGAGAUAUAAUUGGAAAGAAUAUAAUUGAACAAAUACUCGGCAGCCAAAAUACUCCUAAUCUUAUCACAAAACCAAUAUAUUUAUUAUAUAUAUACAAAGUUUAAUUUAAAUACCAAAAAUGCAUGAAGCAUUUAUUGAUGUCAAUAAUGUUCCUACCCAUGUAAUGACAUGGGGUGACUGGAUCGAAGCAGAUUUGUCAAAACAAAGAGAAAUUGUCUUGUGUAUACCAGGAAAUCCUGGUUUACCAGGAUAUUACACGAGAUAUUUAGCAGAAUUACAUUAUCAGCUAGGAAAAGACAUUCCUGUUUGGAUUAUCGGUCAUGCAGGACAUGAUGAACCUGCAAGUGAUAAAUCAAUAAACAUUCCUGAUCUCGAAAACAAUGAACAUUUGUUUAACUUGGAAGGCCAAGUCAAACAUAAGGUUGAAUUUAUAAAAAAAUAUGUACCUGAAAACACUAAGAUACAUCUUGUCGGACAUUCCAUAGGAUCCUGGAUGAUCCUGCAACUGUUAAAAAAUUCCGAAGUCAGUAAAAAGAUAUUACAUACCUAUCUAUUAUUCCCGACCAUCGAAAGAAUGGCAGAAUCUUCCAAUGGCAAACUUUUAAUCAACUUUUUGUUCCCGAUUCGUAAAAUACUCCAAUUUAUAGUAAUGCUCUUUUGCCUGUUACCAAUAUUUGUAAGAACCUAUUUGAUAUACUUCUAUUUCAUUUUAUCUUCCAUUCCCAAUUGGUUUUUGGGCACGACUUUAAAUUACAUACAAGUCAGUGUUUUGCAAAAAGUAUUAUUCUUGGCCCAAGAUGAAAUGGAUAAAGUCACUGAAUUGGAUGUGAAGGCUGUGCAGGAGCAUCAAUCGAGGAUGAAAUUAUAUUAUGGUGCAACAGACGGUUGGACACCUCUUGAGUAUUAUAAAGAAUUAAAAGAUAAAUUUCCUAAUAUUGACGCACAAGUUUGUAAAUGGAAUUAUGCUCAUGCCUUUGUUCUAAAGAGCUCAGGCGAAAUGGCAGUUCUUACAGCUGAAUGGAUUUUGAGUAAAACUUCUUAUGAAUAAGUGAUAUUUUAGAUU